This is a messenger RNA of Setaria italica (foxtail millet), 1802 nucleotides long. RefSeq names its product probable magnesium transporter NIPA3. The coding region runs from base 342 to 1421 and encodes 359 amino acids. Gene Ontology annotation, molecular function: magnesium ion transmembrane transporter activity. The record is from RefSeq and is a predicted model, not a curated record. Gene Ontology annotation, biological process: magnesium ion transport. The transcript is spliced from 9 exons. Gene Ontology annotation, cellular component: membrane. Lineage: Eukaryota; Viridiplantae; Streptophyta; Magnoliopsida; Poales; Poaceae.
AAGAAAUUUCCGUAGAGCGAGAAAACGACGCCUAAUCAGCGUGCUUUGUUCCGUCUCGCCUCGUCGACUCGUCCUCCCUGGCCUCCUUCGGGCGUCUCGCUCGCCCCCUUCGUGCGCAGCUCCUCCUCUGCCUGUCCAAUCAGCUCGUCCUCUCCCCUCCCAAGAACCAUCAGAAUCCCCCGCCAAGCAGCCCUACAACCGCAUUCCCGUCGGAUUAGGCGGUAGAGAACCCCAAAACCGGAGUCCGGAGCAGCAAUCAGGUGUCGCGUUGGCCCCACCCGUCGCAAUCCCCGCCGGAACCCGGCCGUCCGUGUAGAGGAGCGGCCGGAGUGGGAGGAGGGAUGGGGGGAGGAGGAGGAGGGGAAGGGGCCUCCGGAGGGCCGGAGCUGUCGACGGACAACGUCAAGGGGAUAGUCCUGGCGCUGCUCUCCAGCGGCUUCAUCGGCGCCAGCUUCAUCAUCAAGAAGAAGGGCCUCCGCCGGGCCGCCGUCGCCUCCGGUGUCCGCGCAGGUGUCGGCGGGUACUCGUACCUCAUGGAGCCCCUGUGGUGGGUUGGCAUGAUCACUAUGAUUGUGGGAGAGGUUGCGAAUUUCGUGGCAUAUGCCUUUGCCCCCGCGGUCCUGGUUACUCCACUUGGAGCACUCAGCAUAAUUGUUAGUGCAGUGCUGGCUCAUUUCAUCCUCAAUGAGAGGUUGCAUGCCCUCGGGGUGCUCGGCUGCGUGAUGUGCAUAGCAGGGUCUGUGGUCAUUGUUAUCCAUGCUCCACAGGAGCAGGAGAUUACAUCGGUUAGGGAAAUAUGGAACAUGGCAACGCAACCUGCUUUCUUGCUAUAUGUCGCUUCAGUUAUUGUGGUUGUCUUUGUCCUGGUGUUCUAUUUCUCCCCUCUAUAUGGGCAGUCAAAUGUGUUGAUCUACACCGCCAUUUGCUCUUUGAUGGGUUCUCUUUCGGUCAUGAGUGUUAAAGCUCUUGGUACAUCGUUAAAGCUGACUUUUGAGGGGACAAACCAAUUAAUAUAUCCAGAGACUUGGUUCUUUAUGCUUGUUGUGGCUACUUGUGUGCUGACACAGAUGAAUUAUUUGAAUAAGGCACUUGACACAUUCAACACAGCAAUUGUGUCUCCAAUAUAUUACGUAAUGUUCACAACUCUUACAAUACUUGCAAGUGUCAUAAUGUUCAAGGAUUGGUCCGGUCAAAGCCCUGGAAGCAUCAUUUCUGGAAUUUGUGGUUUGAUUGUGGUGUUGUCCGGUACCAUCUUGUUGCAUGUGACGAAGGAUUAUGAAAGGAUCCCACAAUCAAGAAGUGUUUAUGCUCCAUUGUCUCCCUCCUUGACAACUAGAUUAAAUGGAGAAUUGUUGAAGCACGUCGAUGAUGAGAAGACUUCCGAUGAAGAAAAAGCCUUGAGAAGACGAGAGAUGUACUAGCAUCAGAAUCUCAAAGGAGGGAUAAGUAAUUUCGAUGGAUGCUCCAGCAGGGGCUUGUAUAUGGCGAUGACCUUCCCAUAGCGAUUGUUGCUUCCUCCAUUAUGGUGUGUUGGUUUGUGUAUAUAACCGGAUACCUGCAGCAAUUUGUGCAAAUCUGGAGAGGUGGAAGGCUGCAUAGUUCCAGCAGAUAGAUUUAAGUCGGGUGCAUAGAUUCUUGUCAAGUUUCCUUCUCCUUUGUUAACUUUCCCAGUUUUGUCCACGGCAUUUGUCCCCUGUGUAGAGUUAGAGUGACCGGGUGAGCCACGGAGAUUGUAUGCAACUGCGAAUGCUGUACAUCAUUAUUGUCUCAGUGAAGUUCUUGCAAAUUGUGAGAUCUGUACA